GCAGAAUGCAGAUGAGAUACAGCCGCCAUCUUAGAUCUUGUUAUUGUUGUCUAAGUCUUGUGUUCUGGUUCUAAAUAGCUGUUUAUUACUAAAAUAUUGCGAUUCAAAGUCCAGUUUUACAAAAAAUCACUUCUAAUAUGAUUUUUCUACAAACAUCAACUUUAAAAAUAGUGAGCAAUCGUUGAAUAAUUGCAUAAUGUGAAAUGAAACUUUGAUUAGGCAAGAUCGUCGUAACUAGGAUUUGAUUACAUGAUUUUACUCUGAAUAUUGAGGAAUCCAUUGGAGCUGAUUGAGCCUUGGAAAAGUUGGAAGAUAACCACAAAAUAUACAUGGCUUUAAACCGAAACACAGAUCCAAUUCAAAUUAAGAUGGCAACAGUUACUGUUAAAAAGGAAAAGGAGGAGGAUGAGGAUGAUAGAAGCCAGCAACCAGAUGCAGUGGAAGAUGAUUGCGGCCAACAAAAUUAUCUAAUCCCUGGCUACAACAUGAUCUUCAUCAAAGAGGGUCCAUAUGAUGAGCAAGAAGCUGGAGGAACUGCAGUGGAGAGUGAACCAGAGAUGUGGCAUUCAAACUGCAGCACAUCUGGCCAAGACUACACAACAGAAGAGGGUGGACUGAAUGAGCAUGCCAUCUCUCCAAUGGAAAAGUGCACUGAGUCAUCUGUGGCUGGCAAAAAGACCAAGCUCCACAGCUGUGCUCACUGUAGCUAUAAAACACCAAAUUCUGCUAAUUUGAAGAGACACAUUCGGAAACACACUGGGGAAACACCGUUCAGCUGCGAGUUUUGUGACUACAAAACUGCUCGUUCUUGUCUUUUGAAAGAACAUAUAACAACACAUACUGGAGAAAAACCUUACAUCUGUGACUUUUGCGACUACAAAAGUGCUAAGUCAGAAGGUUUGAAGAGACAUAUCAGAACACAUACUGGAGAAAAACCUUUUAGCUGUGAGUUAUGUGACUUCAAAAGCUCUCAGUUAUGUCAUUUGAAAAGUCAUAUGACACACAUACUGGAGAAAAACCAUACAGCUGCGAGCUUUGUGAAUUCAAAAGUGCUAGUUUAAGUAGUUUGAAAAGACACCACAUCAGAACACAUACUGGGGAAAAACCUUUCAGUUGCGAGUUUUGUGACUACAAAACUACUCAUUCUUAUCUUUUGAAAGAACAUAUAACAACACAUACUGGAGAAAAACCUUACAUCUGUGACUUUUGC
Nilaparvata lugens (brown planthopper) is the source of this 1210-nucleotide messenger RNA. Its product is annotated as zinc finger protein 16-like. The record is from RefSeq and is a predicted model, not a curated record. Gene Ontology annotation, molecular function: RNA polymerase II transcription regulatory region sequence-specific DNA binding; DNA-binding transcription factor activity, RNA polymerase II-specific. Gene Ontology annotation, biological process: regulation of transcription by RNA polymerase II. The coding region runs from base 330 to 1061 and encodes 243 amino acids. NCBI's taxonomy places the organism in Eukaryota, Metazoa, Arthropoda, Insecta, Hemiptera, Delphacidae. Gene Ontology annotation, cellular component: nucleus. The transcript is spliced from 4 exons.